Messenger RNA from Diorhabda sublineata, 2595 nucleotides. RefSeq lists its product as uncharacterized. The transcript has 2 exons. Gene Ontology annotation, molecular function: nucleic acid binding. Bases 1 to 2595 code for a protein of 864 amino acids. Gene Ontology annotation, biological process: DNA integration. Lineage: Eukaryota; Metazoa; Arthropoda; Insecta; Coleoptera; Chrysomelidae. The record is from RefSeq and is a predicted model, not a curated record.
AUGAAAUAUCAUUCUGAAUUACCAACUUUGGACGAAUUUAUGAAUUUCUUGAAAGACAAAUCUGACAUUUUACAAUGUUUGGACGAGUCUCAACAAUCAACUAAAUCCAUAGGCAGUUUAAAGCUAUUGGGCAGGUCUAAACCCGAAGCAAUUAGAAGAUUUAAGACAUUAGAAAAACGGUUCGUGGAUGUUCAAUUUAAACAAUUAUACACCGAUUUUAUUCAAGAAUAUGAAACUUUAGGUCAUAUGACUAAAUUAACUAUUGAACCCGAUGGAAUUAAAUACUUUUUACCACAUCAUGGUAUUUUAAAAGAAAUGAGUACGACAACUCGUUUACGCGUAGUUUUUGAUGGAAGCUGUAAGACGUCUACAGGGUGGUCGCUUAACGAUCUACAAUAUAUCGGCCCUAAAGUUCAAAAUGACAUUAUAAACAUUCUUUUACGAUUCAGAACAUAUAAAUUCGUGGUUUCCGCUGACAUAUCAAAAAUUUAUCGUCAAAUUAUCAUAGAUCGAGAGCAUAGACCUUUACAACAGAUACUAUGGCGUGAUAACCCCAAAAGUAACUUUUGCACUUAUCACUUGAAUACAGUUACAUAUGGAACUCGAUCAGCUCCAUAUCUUGCUAUCAAGUGUAUUAAGACGCUAGCGGAACACAAUAUGAAUCAAUACCCCAAAGCCUGUGAAACAAUACUAAAGGACAUGUACGUGGACGAUUUGUUGACCGGUUCUAACGAUUUAAUAGAAUUACAAAAAUUAUGCAAAGACAUAUAUGAUGUCUUAUCAUCCGCUAAUUUCAUUUUAAGAAAGUGGAUUUCUAAUAAUUUUCAAGUAGUUUGUGGCUUCAAAGAUGACAAUAUCUCAAAUGCAAUUUUAGAUAUAGGUGAUAAAGAAAGUUGUAAAACUUUGGGAAUCCAAUGGGACAAUAAAAAUGACAUUCUAAAAUAUACAAUUAAACAAUUUACCCAUCGAAACACAAUUACUAAACAUCACAUUCUUUCAAUUAUUGCUCAAAUUUACGAUCCUUUAGGGUUAUUGAGCCCUUCAAUAGUUAUUGCAAAAUUAAUAAUACAGAAAUUAUGGUCCCUACACAUUAGAUGGGAUGAGCCUAUUCCACAAGAUAUAGAACAAACUUGGUAUCGAUUUCAGAAUGAACUUGGCAGUUUAAAUCAAUUAUCUAUUCCUAGAAAUGCUAUUUAUUUAAACUAUGUACUUACAGAUGUCCAUUGCUUCUGCGAUGCAUCGAGAGAUGCAUAUUCAUGUUGCAUAUACUUACGUAGUGUUGACGAUAGCGGAAAUUAUAACGUUCAAUUACUAUGUGCCAAAACCAAAGUGUCGCCACUGAAGACAAUAACAAUUCCAAAACUUGAAUUGUGUGCUUGUCUUCUAGGAGCACAACUAGUAAAUACUGUGGUCAAUGCCCUCAAUUUAAAAAAUAUUCAUUAUUGUUUGUGGUCCGAUUCUCAAGUCGCCCUAUGUUGGAUUAACACGGAACCCAAUUUAUUACAGACCUUUGUUGCUAAUCGCGUAUCUAAAAUACAAUCUCUCACGAACAUUGAAAAUUGGAGGUAUGUUAGUAAUAAGGAAAACCCUGCAGAUUUAGCAUCUCGAGGUAUAAUGCCUAAAAUGCUGAUGUCAAGUGCAAUUUGGUGGAAAGGACCUCAAUUUUUAUUGUUACAAUCAUCAGAUUGGCCAAUUACUAAUUUUUCAAUUUCUAAACACGAUCUCUCAGAACUAAGAAAAUCUAAAACUAUUUUGAUCAUAUCACAACAUACAAAAAUUUGUGAUUUAUUUACAAAAUUCUCUUGUUUACAACGAUUAAAAAGAGUCAAAGCAUAUUGUAUGCGUUUUAUCAAUAAUGCACGAAAAUCUGAUACCAAAGUUAUUGGCCCAUUAUCAGUUGAAGAAUUGGAAAACACCAAUACUAUUUUAAUUAAAUUAUCUCAAAUGGAAUCAUUUUCCGAGGAGCUAGAAUUACUUCGUAAAAACAAGCAAUUAGAUGCUAAACAUAAAUUUACCUCAUUAGCGCUCUUUAUUGAUGAGAAAGGAAUCAUCAGAUUUGGGGGACGAUUAAAAAAUACUUACUUACCAUUUAACAUCAAACAUCCAAUCUUACUCUCAAGUAAACACAAUUUUACCAAGCUAAUUUUUAAUCAUAAACAUAGUCAAUUGUUACACCCAGGACCACAACUACUAUUAAGUUCGGUUCGACAAUUCUACUGGCCUGUUGGUGGUUCUAUAUUAGCCAAACAAACAGUGAGAAAUUGCGUGAAUUGUUUCAAGUUCAAUCCUAUUCCAUUUUCCUGUCCAAUGUCAAACCUACCGAAUGAAAGAAUUAGACCUACGCUUCCAUUUGAAGUGACCGGAGUUGAUUAUGCCGGCCCAUUCUAUAUUUUGAACAAACCAGGUAAAGGAGCUAAACUUAAAUGUUAUUUGGCUAUUUUCGUUUGUUUUUGCACUAAGGUAAUACAUUGCGAAAUAGUAACUGAUUUAACUUCCAACAAUUUCUUAGCAUGCUUAAAACGCUUUGUAUCUAGACAAGGUAUUCCCAAAAUAAUAUAUUCCGAUAACGGAACUACAUUUCACGGCACUUAUUGA